Zymoseptoria tritici IPO323 is the source of this 171-nucleotide messenger RNA. RefSeq lists its product as uncharacterized. The transcript has a single exon. Lineage: Eukaryota; Fungi; Ascomycota; Dothideomycetes; Mycosphaerellales; Mycosphaerellaceae. The record is from RefSeq and is a predicted model, not a curated record. The coding region runs from base 1 to 171 and encodes 56 amino acids.
AUGGCCAAACCCGGAAAGUGCGAGCACUCCUUCAAGAUGAUCAAAUCCGACACGACUCUCAUUCUCUGGAACUGCAACAUGUGCCACUUGGGACCACAUUGGUUCAUCUACGAGUGCGCCAAGUGCAAGCUCAAGACUUGCCGGACUUGCACCGCAAAGGCAACGAAAUGA